Molecule: messenger RNA, 2868 nt
Organism: Lotus japonicus
Lineage: Eukaryota; Viridiplantae; Streptophyta; Magnoliopsida; Fabales; Fabaceae
Product: 65-kDa microtubule-associated protein 3-like
Exons: 13
Coding region: 459-2573 (704 amino acids)
Biological process (GO): microtubule cytoskeleton organization
Cellular component (GO): cytoplasm; spindle
Molecular function (GO): microtubule binding
Source: RefSeq, a predicted model, not a curated record
UAUCCUGCCUAAUACAACAUACCAAACGAGUCUCGCAUCGAAGAUUCAAUCAAUGAGUGGUGUUAUGAAAAAUGAUUUGUUGGGAGAUGUCUACCUAUUUAAUGUGAUCAUAGAAUCUCGAGAUGAUUAAUCUCAUGCUGAUUGGCGCUGUGAUAUUAGUGAAAAAAAACCAAAACAUCAAGAAAAAAAACAAAUAAAAAAAUAAAAAAAGCAAAUCAAAAUACAACCUCAGCGCUCUUAACGGUUCCCAUUCUUCUUAAAACGGCUACAUUCCCUCUCUCUCUCUCUCUCUUCCCAAACUCACAAAACUGCAUUUUCCUGGAAAAUCCAUUGUCAUUUUCUCAGGAAAAAGCACAACAAUUCCUCCUUUCAUCCCAAUCCCUUUGCUCACAUUCACAGGUCAGCACUUCCUUCACUAAAUUGAACAUUCUUUUUUUAGUAGGUAAAAGUGUUCCAAAAUGUCUAUAUCUCAAAAUGAUCCUCUUUUGCAAGCUGAAACAACAUGUAAAUCACUUCUUCAAGAGCUUCAGAUAAUAUGGGGUGAAGUUGGAGAGUCUGAGACUGAAAAAGAUAGAAUGUUGUUUGAGAUUGAUCAAGAGUGUCUAGAUGUAUACCGAAGAAAGGUAGAUAAAGCUAAUCGGUCUAGAGCUCAACUAAGGCAGGAAAUCGCUGAUUGUGAGGCAGAACUCGCAGCUAUCUGUUUAGCUAUGGCAGAGAGACCAGUACAUAUGAGGCAGUCUGAUCAAAAGGCUGGAAGCUUGAAGGAGGAGCUAGCAAGAAUUCACCCAGAACUGGAAGAAAUGAGAAAAAGGAAACUUGAGCGUAGAAAUCAUUUUGUAGAAGUCCAGGAGCAGAUUCAAAGUACUUCAAAUGAGAUUUAUGGCCUGGUAGAAUAUAUUCCAGCCAUUGUAGAUGAAACUGAUUUAUCUUUGAGAAAGCUUGAAGAAUUGCACAGACAGCUUCAUGCACUUCAAAAGGAGAAGAGUGAUCGUCUCAAGAAGGUCCAAGAGCACCUGUACACUUUAAAUUCUCUUUGUUCAGUGCUUGGCUUGAACUUCAAGCAGACAGCCAGUGGAGUCCAUCCAAGUUUAGGAAAUUCAGAAGGAUCUAAAAGUGUAAAUAAUGACACCAUCGGCAAAUUGGUUGUUGCUAUACAAGAGCUGCGGGAAGUAAAAUUACAGAGAAUGCAGAAGCUACAAGAUCUAGCGACAACAAUGCUGGAGCUCUGGAAUCUGAUGGAUACACCCAUUGAAGACCAACAGAGGUUUCAGAAUGUUACUAGUAAUAUAGCUGCUUCAGAACAUGAAGUAACUGAACCAAACACCUUGUCUGAGGACUUCAUCAAUUACGUUGAGGCAGAAGUAUCUAGAUUAGAAGAGUUAAAAUCAAGCAAAAUGAAAGAGCUAGUCUUGAAGAAAAGAGCAGAGCUAGAGGAAAUCUGUCGAAGAACUCGUUUAAUUCCAGAAAUUGAUAGUGAAGUGGAAAAUGCUGUAGAAGCUAUAGAGUCUGGAUCUGUAGAUCCUGUUAGUGUGCUUGAGCGCAUUGAACUUCAGAUCGCCCAAGUCAAAGAGGAAGCUUUCAGCAGAAAAGAAAUACUUGAAAAGGUUGAGAAAUGGUUGUCAGCAUGUGAUGAAGAGUCCUGGCUUGAGGAGUACAACAAGGAUGAAAAUCGUUACAAUGCUGGGAGAGGUACUCAUCUUACUCUCAAGCGAGCUGAGAAAGCCCGUGCACUGGUUAACAAAAUUCCAGCAAUGGUAGACAAUUUGACUUCAAAAACUGUAGCAUGGGAAAAGGAUAGAGGUGCGGAGUUCAUGUAUGAUGAUAUCCGUCUGCUCUGUAUGCUUGAAGAUUACACACUACUAAGACAAGAAAAGGAGCAAGAACGCCGUAGGCAUAGGGACCUGAAGAAACUUCAGGGACAAUUGAUAGCCGAACAGGAAGUAAUAUAUGGGUCAAAAAGUCCUUUGAAGAAGUCCCCGAGUGUAAAAAAGACACCUAGGACGCCAACUAGUAGUACCCCUCGAACGCCAACUGGAAUUGCAGCUAGUAGAAGAGUCUCAACUCCAAGAUCUGAUUUGAAAAGUACCCUAUCAUGCACCCCAAAGAAGACUGACAAAGUGCACCAAAUUCAGCCACUAAAUUACCUAGAUGAUGAUGGAGAUUCAUAUAUAUCAUCAGCUAGAAGAGGACUCAAUAUUGCUGAUGUUACUGGUAUUCCCAUGAGAAAAUGCUCAUUUGGUGCUGGAAGUGUCCAGGAUGUAGAAUCUCCUUUGACACGACAACCUUUUUCUCCCGUCUGUUCGACAGUAUCAUCGAAAUCGAACGUGGCUAAUGCCGCAGGUGAGUCUAAUAUACAAAACAAGAAGUUGCUGAAAGCAUUAGAAUUUAACAAUUUGCCAUUCAUUACUGCUACCUCAAAGACAGCCGCCACUACUGUUGUAGAUGAAGAGAAUAUAACUCCUAAGGCAAUGCCUCCAACUCCUUCAUCAGUUCCUUUUAGAGGUGACUUGGUUCAAGUUCAAGAGAUUGAAUACUCCUUUGAGGAAAGAAGGCUCGGUUAUGUGUUAGCAUGAAUUUGCUUUUCUUGGUUUUCUAUUUUCCCCAGUUUACAUUGUCAUAGUUACCUUUCAUGGCAAUCUCAAGGCAAAUUUAGUUGGCUUACCGGUUAUGUACAUAAUAGUCUAUGAGAAGUGGACAUGUACAGACAGGGUCUUAUUAGUGCAAGAUUUUGCAAUCUAAUUUCAUUUGUUUUUCUUCACCAAGAAAAGAUUGAUCUGAAAACUGUUUUGCUGUGCCAGCUCUGCUCUUCUUUCUGGUUUGAUGUCUGCUAUAAAUGUAAUAAGAAAUAAGAUUUUAUAUUAAGAGUAA